Messenger RNA from Euleptes europaea (tarantolino), 1882 nucleotides. It is a transcript of the gene CDC16, whose product is annotated as cell division cycle 16. The record is from RefSeq and is a predicted model, not a curated record. The coding region runs from base 3 to 1874 and encodes 623 amino acids. The transcript is spliced from 18 exons. Gene Ontology annotation, biological process: cell division. Lineage: Eukaryota; Metazoa; Chordata; Lepidosauria; Squamata; Sphaerodactylidae. Gene Ontology annotation, molecular function: protein binding.
ACAUGAAUCUGGAGCGGCUGAGGAAGCGGGUGCGGCAGUACAUAGACCAGCAACAAUAUCAAAGUGCUCUAUUUUGGGCAGACAAAGUAGCUUCAAUGUCUCAUGAGGAACCACAGGACAUCUAUUGGCUGGCCCAGUGUCUUUACCUAACGGCUCAGUACCACAGGGCAGCACAUGCCCUUCGAUCAAGAAAGCUAGAUAAGUUGUAUGAAGCAUGUCGAUACCUUGCAGCUAGGUGUCAUUAUGCUGCAAAAGAGUAUCAGCAGGCUCUUGAUAUUCUUGACAUGGAAGAACCAAUCAAUAAAAGACUGUUUGAAAAAUAUUUGAAGGAUGAAAGUGGGCUGAAAGACUGUUCUAAUGACUGGGAGGUUUCACAAUCUUCAAUCAAGAGCUCUAUAUGCCUUUUGCGGGGAAAGAUUUACGAUGCUCUUGAUAAUAGAACCCUGGCAACAUUCAGCUACAAAGAGGCCCUCAAACUCGAUGUUUACUGCUUCGAAGCAUUUGACCUUUUAACGUCACACCACAUGCUGACAGCACAAGAAGAAAAAGAACUUCUUGAAUCGCUACCUCUUGGGAAACAGUGCACAGAAGAAGAACAAGUAUUGCUGCAUUUUCUGUUUGAGAACAAACUAAAAAAGUAUAAUAAACCAAGUGAAACGUUGAUUCCUGAAUCAGUAGAUGGUCUUCAAGAUAAUCUGGAUGUAGUCGUAUCUUUAGCUGAAAGACAUUACUAUAACUGCGAUUUCAAAAUGUGCUACAAGCUAACUUCUGUAGUAAUGGAAAAAGAUCCCUUCCAUGCAAGUUGUUUGCCUGUGCAUAUUGGGACGCUUGUAGAGCUGAAUAGAGCAAACGAGCUGUUCUACCUUUCCCAUAAACUGGUGGAUUUGUACCCAAAUAAUCCUGUCUCUUGGUUUGCAGUAGGAUGCUACUAUCUCAUGGUUGGCCAUAAAAAUGAACAUGCCAGAAGGUAUCUUAGCAAAGCCACUACACUUGAGAGAACAUAUGGUCCAGCAUGGAUAGCAUAUGGGCACUCGUUUGCCGUUGAAAGUGAGCACGACCAAGCAAUGGCUGCAUACUUCACAGCAGCCCAGCUGAUGAAAGGCUGCCACUUGCCAAUGCUCUAUAUUGGGCUGGAAUAUGGUUUGACCAACAAUUCAAAAUUAGCGGAACGGUUUUUCAGCCAAGCUUUGUGUAUUGCACCCGAAGAUCCUUUUGUUAUGCAUGAAGUCGGGGUGGUAGCAUUUCAGAAUGGAGACUGGAAGACUGCAGAAAAGUGGUUUCUCGAUGCAUUAGAGAAAAUCAAAGCCAUUGGAAAUGAGGUGACAGUUGAUAAGUGGGAACCUUUAUUGAAUAACUUAGGACAUGUGUGCAGGAAACUAAAGAAGUAUGAAGAAGCUCUUGAAUAUCAUCGCCAGGCUCUAGUGCUGAUUCCUCAGAAUGCUUCUACAUAUUCUGCCAUUGGAUACAUACAUAGUUUGAUGGGAAACUUUGAAAGUGCCAUUGAUUAUUUUCAUACAGCCCUUGGUCUUAGGAGGGACGAUACCUUUUCAGUUACAAUGCUUGGACAUUGCAUAGAAAUGUAUAUUGGUGAUUCUGAAGCUUACAUUGGGACUGCAAUUAAGGAUAAAUUAAGGUGCUAUGACUUUGAUGUGCAUACAAUGAAGACACUGAAGAACAUCAUUUCACCUGCAUGGGACGUAUUGGAAUUUGAUAUAGAAAGGCAAACUCUAGAAGAAAGUAGCAUCAUGGCGCUUGAAGCACCACAUCAGAGGAAAACGGCAGAAGCACCUCCUCCAUUAGACGAAACUUUUGAAAUUGAAAUGAAUGAAAGCGAUAUGAUGCUAGAAACAUCAAUGUCAGAUCACAGUACGUGACUCUAAAA